This is a messenger RNA of Coniophora puteana RWD-64-598 SS2, 879 nucleotides long. RefSeq names its product thioredoxin-like protein. The transcript has 5 exons. Gene Ontology annotation, cellular component: cytoplasm. The annotation marks the transcript as partial. Lineage: Eukaryota; Fungi; Basidiomycota; Agaricomycetes; Boletales; Coniophoraceae. The record is from RefSeq and is a predicted model, not a curated record.
CGAUGCCCGAGCAAAUCACGCACUAUGGUUGCAAGUUCAGCGGAUAUUCUCACAAGACGGCGAUAGCACUUGAGGAAGCAAAGGCACAGUACACUCAUGUGGAGGUCGACUUCACGAACAAGCCUGACUGGUUAUUCAACGUCAAUCCGGCAGGGAAGAUCCCUGUGAUCGUGUACGGUGGCGCCUCCGCGCCGGCCGACCAGCCCUCUCCCGAGUCUGUGAAACUCGCCGAGUCCGCUGUUCUCCUCGAGUUCAUCGCGGACCUCUACCCCGGCUCCGGGCUCAUGCCUUCCGAUCCUGUUCAGCGCGCCAAAGUCCGCUUCUUCCAUAACACAGUCGACACAGUCCUCAUCCCCGCGCUGUUUACGUGGUUGAUCAACAGCGCACCCGCCAGCACAAUCGUCGAAGCACUCAAGAAGGUGCAGGAGCUGCUCCCCGACAAUGGCGCUUUCGCAAUCGGCGACCAGUUCACGAUUGCAGAUGCGAGCAUUGCCGCGAUAUAUGUGCGUAUCGUGCUGUUGGCUGAGAAAGGUCUUCCAGGAGAGGAACAGGCGACCGGUGUUUUGCAGGCGCUCAGCACGCCUGAGCUCGCCAAGGUUAAGGCUUAUGGAGACAGACUGACCUCACGUGCGAGCGUUGCUUCGUCGUGGGACAAAGAAACAUCGGUCGCAUACCUUGCAAUGGUGGCGAAACAAGGAGCCAAGUGAGCCAUUUGAUCGGCGGGGCUACAUGCUCAAAACGCUGUAUAACAAUCGAUAGUGUUGUGGCGUCCAUUGAGAAUCCUCGAGGUUUUACACCACUUCAACAUGUACGCGGAAAUAUGUUGUACGACGAUAUGCGUACUAUAGAUAAAGCAAGGUCUAUGAGACGACGUUUUUC